AUGUUUUUGUUUUUAAUAUAUGGCAUUUUUGGAUAAGUAAUAGUCGAAAUCAACGAUAGCAACGCUUAUUUUAAUGUUCAUGAAGGAGUGAGAAGUACUAUAUUGCAAUUACCCCACGCAUGGGAUGGAUAAUUGAAUGGAACAGGAUGCGAAUUGAGAUAAAAAUCAAUAUAAGAAAGCAUUAGUUAAUAUUAGAUAAUUGAAUUCUCAGAAGAGGAUAUGGAAGAGCUCACUCUUGUGAGUCAAGAUGAACAUCGCAUUGCCAUAAUGACAUCAAAUAUGAGAUUAAUAAUAAUCCAUAAAAAUAACCUCACUCAAAAAUCCUCUUACGAUCUCUCCAAAUAUGAGAUCGAUUCUAUUCAUUAAAUCAUCCUAAAUGAUAACAUUGUAUUAGUGAUCACAGACACAACAGCUUAUGUUGUAUAUUUAUUGCCAAUAAGCAUCGUUGAAUUCGCAGAAUGGAUUCCUAGACAAGAACGUUGGCUUACUAAUAUUUAUGGUGCUUUUAUCUAUACAGCAGUAGGUUUAAAUGGCAUAGAUAUUUACCAUUUAUAUAAUCUCACUUAUUUUAGAUCUAUAAAUCAUGUUGAUAUUGGAUAAAGUUAAUUAUGUGUCAAAGAUUUUACCAUAUAUAAAACUACAUUAUACAUUCUAGAUUGUUAUUCUGGUUUGAUUAUUGCCAAGAUGAAUAGUUAUGAGAAUGUAAUCGAUUUUAAAGUCAGAAAAAUUGAUGUUCAGGAAGGUGGUAUUGCAGUUGACACAAAAAAUGGAGUCAAUAUCUUCGUUGGAUAUAAAUGGAAACUAAGAUAUGCUAUAGUUGAAUAUGUUGUAGAUGAUACAGAUUGGAGAAUACAAAAUCUAAUUUACACUAACAAAAUAAAAGAUGUAGAUGUUAAUAAUGAAUAUGCAAUUAUUUAAGGCAAUAGUAGACAUAUGGUAGCCUUUAAUUUUGGAACUACUUUAUCGAAUAAUAUCAUCAAAUAUAAUUUAAGAGAUUUCGAAUUAAGAAAUAAUGAAUUAAUAGGUAUCACAGUGACUCAACUCUUUCGUAGUCAAUUACAAUUGAUACCAUUAAAAAUCGAUUGCCAAAUUUACCAAGACUAUUCUGAACAUUAUUCCUUAGUCUAUAAUGUCUCAUAUAAUGGUACUACCAUAGAGAGACACCAUCUAAAUUUUUAAUUGAAUUUGGUUUCAACUUAUUUAUACAGACAUUAAUCGUAUCUAGUAAUUAUUUUGAUUACAUUAUUGCUUUGUAUUUUUACAUUGAUAAGUAUGAGUUGUUCAUUUCAAUUUUAGUUAUAAUGAUUUUCAAAUGGUAUUACAGUCUUAGAAAGGAAGAGAGGAAAAUUGCAAAGAGCAUAAAAGGGUAUAGUCUGUCGAUACCAACUAGUGGGAGAACAAACACACAACAGAGUUCUAGGCCAUUUUCACCUAGCAAUCAACAUUUAAUUAUCAAUAAUAUCUAAUAAUAGUCAUGAC
Messenger RNA from Paramecium octaurelia, 1479 nucleotides. The record is from the annotation of a GenBank genome assembly. NCBI's taxonomy places the organism in Eukaryota, Ciliophora, Oligohymenophorea, Peniculida, Parameciidae.